GAGAGGAACACACAGAGAGAGAGAGAGAGCGAGAGAGAGAGAAUCAGCAGUGUGUGUGAGAGGUUGAAGGAUCACUUCUAUCCCGUCUUGUUUUGGGGAGACUAACCUUGUUCAUCUGAGCAUUGUGGGACUGUUUUAUGUUGUUGUUGACGAGAGCGACGGACCCUCACUCCAGCAUGCUCACUGAGCCUGAGCUACCUCAGGAGUGUAACAGGAUGUCUUCCAAGCGACCAGCCUCUCCAUAUGGGGGGACAGAUGGAGAGGUAACCAUGGCAACCAGCAGACAGCGAAUGGAGGAUGAGGAUAGCGAGGGACUGGGCGGUGUCAUCCACCUACCCCUGGCCUCCUACUGCGGCAAGGUGUCCCCUCGUUCGCCUCACAACCGCAACUUGGACAGCCCCCCCAACAUGGAGCAGGACGGCACUAAGCGGAGCUCUUUGAGUCCUUACCCCCAGCACAAUGCUACCUCACCAGGCAAAGAGGAUGGUGGCGGAGGCGGGCGGCCCUGCAGCGACGGAAGCUUAGCCACAGGUACCCUCGGGACCCCAGAGAGACGCAAGGGCAGCCUGGCAGACGUUGUGGACACACUGAAGCAGCGCAAGAUGGAGGAGCUGAUCAAGAACGAGCCAGAAGGUCAGUGA
Notothenia coriiceps (black rockcod) is the source of this 641-nucleotide messenger RNA. RefSeq names its product transcription factor SOX-5-like. Gene Ontology annotation, biological process: cell fate commitment; regulation of transcription by RNA polymerase II; positive regulation of chondrocyte differentiation. Gene Ontology annotation, molecular function: RNA polymerase II cis-regulatory region sequence-specific DNA binding; DNA-binding transcription factor activity, RNA polymerase II-specific. NCBI's taxonomy places the organism in Eukaryota, Metazoa, Chordata, Actinopteri, Perciformes, Nototheniidae. The coding region runs from base 138 to 641 and encodes 167 amino acids. Gene Ontology annotation, cellular component: nucleus. The record is from RefSeq and is a predicted model, not a curated record. The transcript is spliced from 3 exons.